UUUUCAUAGGACCGGAAUUGACCUGUAGAGCUAGUUUGGUACCUACGACUGCAGUAUAUAUCUGCAUACUUGUUUUUAUUUCGUGGAUCUGCUUAUCCCUCUGAGACUCUGGAACUCCUGCAGUGUUCUCUUCAUCCAGUUACCAAAUGUGAUGGAGUUUUCACACCCUUCCAUAGAGGAAUGUCCCAGAUGCCCGGGCAGGGUAGGCAUGGCUGCCAGCCUCACAGGAUUGCUCCUGCUUCAGGCGGCGACAUGGGUAUCAGGCGCCCGCCCCUGCAUCCCUAAAAGCUUUGGCUACAGCUCGGUGGUCUGUGUCUGCAAUGCCACGUACUGCGACUCUCUUGACCCUCUGACCUUCCCUGCCUUGGGGACCUUCAGCCGCUAUGAGAGCACGCGCAGUGGACGUCGGAUGGAGCUGAGCGUGGGUGACUUCAGGGCCAACCAUACGGGCACAGGGGUGCUGUUGACCCUGCAGCCAGAAGAAAAGUUCCAGAAAGUGAAAGGAUUUGGAGGGGCCAUGACAGACGCGGCUGCUCUCAAUAUCCUUGCCUUGUCACCCUCUGCCCAGAAGUUGCUACUUGAGUCGUACUUCUCCAAAGAAGGGAUCGAAUAUAACAUUAUCCGGGUACCCAUGGCCAGCUGUGACUUCUCCAUCCGCAUCUACACGUACGAUGACACCCCCGGUGACUUCCAGUUGCACAAUUUCAGCCUCACAGAGGAAGAUACCAAGCUCAAGAUACCCCUGAUUCACCAGGCCCUGCGAAUGUCCCAGCGCCCUAUCUCACUCUUCGCCAGCCCCUGGACAUCACCCACUUGGCUCAAGACCAAUGGGGCAGUGAAUGGGAAGGGGACGCUCAAGGGGCAUCCUGGGGACAUCUACCACCAGACCUGGGCCAAGUACUUUGUCAAGUUCCUGGAUGCCUAUGCUGAGCACAAGUUAAAGUUCUGGGCAGUGACAGUUGAGAAUGAGCCUUCUGCGGGGCUGAUGAGUGGGUACCCCUUCCAGUGCCUGGGCUUCACCCCCGAACACCAGCGAGACUUCAUUGCCCGCGACCUGGGUCCAAUGCUUGCCAACAGCACUCAUCACGAUAUCCAGCUGAUCAUGCUAGACGACAACCGUCUGCUGCUGCCUCGCUGGGCACAGGUGGUGCUCGCAGACCAAGAAGCGGCCAAGUAUGUCCACGGGAUUGCCGUGCACUGGUACUUGGACUUCCUGGCUCCGGCAAAAUCUACUCUGGGGGCAACGCACCGCCUGUUCCCCAACACCAUGCUCUUCGCCUCAGAGGCCUGUGUGGGCUCCAAGUUCUGGGAGCAGAGUGUGCGGCUGGGCUCCUGGGAUCGCGGGGUGCGGUACAGCAGCAGCAUCAUCACGAACCUCCUCUACCAUGUAGUUGGCUGGACAGACUGGAACCUCGCCCUGAACCCCGAGGGGGGCCCUAACUGGGUCCGCAACUUCGUCGACAGCCCCAUCAUUGUAGAUAUUGCCAAGGACACCUUUUACAAACAGCCCAUGUUCUACCACCUUGGCCACUUCAGCAAGUUCAUCCCUGAGGGCUCUCAGCGCGUGGGGCUGGUGGCCAGUGAGGACAGCGACUUGGAGGCUGUGGCACUGCUGCACCCUGACGGCUCUGCAGUUGUGGUUGUGCUGAACCGCUCCUCUAGGGACACGGCUCUCACCAUCAAGGACCCUGCUCUGGGCUUCCUGGAGACCAUCUGCCCCGGCUACUCCAUUCACACCUACCUGUGGCGCCGCCAGUGACAGAGCAGUUGCCCAAGCAGGCACCUGGGCCCAGCAUGGGCCCUGGAGAGACAGUCAGCGCACACACUGAGUAAAGGAAGACGCUAAGGGCCAGAUCGCAGUGACACAAGCCUGGGGCAGCAGUCGGGUGACACACUCUCCUCUUUAGUAGGUGCCAGGGGAUGGAAACCCUGGUGUGUGGGAGCCCCAUGCUGUGUGGGACCUGGCCCAGGCCCAGGGUGAGCUCACUGUCUUUGCAAACUCAAGACUGGGAUGGGGGAGAAAAGAAGGCAUUAAGAAAGCUGGACAGAGGGCCGGGGAUGUCGCUCAGUGGUGCCAAGCCUGCCCGGCAAGCACAAGGUCCUAAGUUUGAUCCCGGUACCAGGAGAAAAAAAAAAAAAAAAAGCUGGACCCCAAAUGGGGACUGUUUGUCAUUGUUGGAGAUGCAGAACUGGUCCUGUGCAGGAGCAACGCCAGCAUCAGGGCAGAGGCAGCCACAGCAGCAGAGGC
Fukomys damarensis (Damara mole-rat) is the source of this 2248-nucleotide messenger RNA. RefSeq names its product glucosylceramidase beta (gene Gba1). NCBI's taxonomy places the organism in Eukaryota, Metazoa, Chordata, Mammalia, Rodentia, Bathyergidae. The record is from RefSeq and is a predicted model, not a curated record. Bases 152 to 1759 code for a protein of 535 amino acids. The transcript has 11 exons. Gene Ontology annotation, biological process: glucosylceramide catabolic process. Gene Ontology annotation, molecular function: glucosylceramidase activity.